AUGGCCUCCAAAAUCACCAAAUCAAUUUCUCGUACUCUUUACACUUCUCGUUACUCUUAUCGCCUCCUCUCAUCCACGUCAUCAUCAUCAUCUUCAUCAUCACCGUCCAUUACUCAACAACCAUCUCUCCCAACCGUCAGAUCUUCAUUUCUACUUUCCCACUCUCUCCUCCCUACAAACCCUAAUUUCCUUAAACCCUUCAGUCUUAACUCGGUCCGGUUCAGAGUGAACCGGUCAGGUAACUCACCGUAUACUCCUGGAACCGGUGACCGGGCACCGACUGAAAUGGCCCCACUGUUUCCGGGCUGUGAUUAUGAACAUUGGCUUAUUGUUAUGGAUAAACCUGGUGGUGAAGGUGCUCAUAAACAGCAAAUGAUUGAGUGUUAUGUUCAAACCCUUGCUAAAGUCCUUGGAAGUGCUCCGACUGAGAUGGCCACACUGUUUCUGGGUUGUGAUUAUGAACAUUGGCUUAUUGUAAUGGAUAAACCUAUAAACCUGGUGGUGAAGGUGCUCAUAAACAGCAAAUGA
Messenger RNA from Lycium barbarum (goji berry), 528 nucleotides. Its product is annotated as multiple organellar RNA editing factor 5, chloroplastic/mitochondrial-like. Gene Ontology annotation, biological process: mitochondrial mRNA modification; cytidine to uridine editing. Gene Ontology annotation, cellular component: mitochondrion. Bases 1 to 528 code for a protein of 175 amino acids. The record is from RefSeq and is a predicted model, not a curated record. The transcript is spliced from 2 exons. NCBI's taxonomy places the organism in Eukaryota, Viridiplantae, Streptophyta, Magnoliopsida, Solanales, Solanaceae.